Molecule: messenger RNA, 1203 nt
Organism: Ichthyophthirius multifiliis
Lineage: Eukaryota; Ciliophora; Oligohymenophorea; Hymenostomatida
Product: morn domain repeat protein
Exons: 3
Cellular component (GO): cytosol
Source: RefSeq, a predicted model, not a curated record
AUGACUUUGAUUAAUUAUGAUAAUAAUUAAAUUGUUUCUAACUAAAAAAGUUAAUUAUUUAAAGAAUUUGAAGAAGCGACUUUAAUAAUAGAUAAACUUAAGAAUAAAUUAAAAAAUUAAGUAAAUAUAAAAAAAAUUCAAUAUUAAACAAACUCUUAUUAUUAAGGAUAAAUAAUUUAAAUAAAAUCUAAUAUAUAUAGGUUUUUUAAAAAAAUAUAAUAAAAAUAAAAUAAUAUUAAUAAAAAUAGGCAUGGUUGGGGUUUAUACUAUAUGUAAAAUGGAGAUGUAUAUGGAGGAUUUUUUCAAAUGAACUAAUUUUAAGGGGAAGGAACUUAUAUUUAUAAAAAUGGAGAUAUUUAUAAGGGAGAGUUAAAUUAAAACAAUAAACAUGGAAUAGGAACUUACUUUUAUAUGAAAUACGAAUGUAUUUAUUAAGGAAAAUGGGAAAACAAUGUGAAGGAUGGUUAUGGGAUAUUAGUGUAUAAAAGCAAUGUUGAUUUUUACGAAGGAUACUUUAAAGACAACAUUAAAUUUGGAUAAGGAGUAUUUAAUUUUUCUAAUGGAGAUUAAUUUAAUGGUGUUUGGUUAGAAAAAAUGAAUUUUGCGAAAGGAUAAUUAUAAUAAAAUAAAUAAGAAUAUAAAGAUAUUUUUCUAUAUGAAGAUGAUCCCUUUUUUUAUGAAGGAAUUUUUUUUUCAUAUAAAUAUAUAGAAAAUUAUUCUUUUGAAAAAAAAAAUGGAGAUGGAAUAUUUUAUUAUAAAAAUACUGACAAAUAUAUUGGAGACUUUAUAAAUGGAAUGAGAAAUGGUUUUGGGAAAUAUUUCUAUUCAAAUGGAUGUGUAUAUGAAGGGCAUUGGAAAAAUAAUUAAAAAGAAAGUUCAAAUGCAACUUUUUAUUUUCCUGAUAAGACAUUAUAUUAAGGGUAAUUCUAAAACUCUUUUAAAGAAGGAUUCGGAAAAUAAACUUAUUAAAAUAAUGAAUUUUAUGAAGGUGAAUGGAAAUAAGAUAAAAGAAAUGGUAAAGGUAAAUAUGUUUUUUAUGAUGAAAGUUUUUAUGAAGGAGAUUGGGAAAAUGAUGAAAUGAAUGGGUUAGGUACUUUUUAUCAAAAAAGUGACAAUAAAUAUUAAGUUUUUAAUGGAUUAUGGAAUAAAAAUGAAAUUGAAUAAAUUUUUUAUAAAUAAAUAUUAAACAUAAAUUAAUAUUGA